UUUGUUAUGCUUCAAAAUUUUAAUUCAGAUGCCCAAUUUCAUAGAGCUGCUUUCAAAACACAAAAGUAGCUAACACCAAACAAUAUUGCUUACCAGAAUAAGUUUACCAGCCAAGAUAUUUUGUCAUGUGUGCUAUCUGUACCUGGUAUCUUGUUUGGAAUUGCUAAAAGCAUGGAGUAUUGCUCCAUGCUAAAAGCAACAAUUUUCUGCUUAAGCAGCUCUCUAUAAUUUGGCCCUGGUAAGCGUCGUCAUAUGACAUUUUUCAACCAAUGGGAUAAAACCAGCCUAAAUUUAUGAUUGUUGCAUUGCAUUCCAGGGCUUCAGCAGACUUCGGAACAGCUAAAGAGUACUUAAGAGAAGCCAUCGCUAUCGCCGAGCGACUUGAAGAUCCUGUUGCCGUGGCAGAUCGCCAUGGGGACUUGGGAACCACUUUUCGGUCGGAGGGGCGGUUCACCGAUGCCCUUACCCAUCAGAAACAACAGUUUGUGUUCGCAAAACAAAGAGGUGACCAGGCAGCUCUAGUUGUAUCCUGCUUCAACAUUGGCUUCACUCAUUACUCCAUGAGCCCACCGGACUACGACAUGGCCUUGGUCUACCACGCCAUACACUUGGAGCUGUCCGACAGGAUCGGGUACUUGGCGAUGAAGUCGCGUGCCUUAAACUGCCUCGGCAAGAUAUACACAGCUCUGAAGGACAAUGAGGCGGCCAUCUUGCUCCUUGUGGAAUGCUUGGAAGUCCACAGUCAAACGGGAAACCCUCGCGGACUGGGCAUAGCCUACGGGAACAUCGGUACGGUGUACCGAGCCAUGGGUCCAGACGGACAUGCAACAGAUAGACGACACUCAUGUCCUCUUCAACAUUUUCAAUGCGGCUACCAUCAACCACAUCGUUGUCUUCCUGACCGGGACCGGAGCGUUUCCAGAGGGAAUGGGCAGGGCCAUCUACUUCAGUUGGCCGUCACCGGAGGGCGAAAUGGUCUGGAUGUUUCUCGGUUUCAUCACCAACGAAAAGCCAAGUGCCAUUUUUAAAGUAGUCGGCUUGAAGAAAGUCUAUGCCUGUACAGCAGCCGAUGAAGACGAUGUCACAGAUUGGAAUCUCUGUGGAACCCCUUCACGUUAUCCAGCAUCAGAUAC
Messenger RNA from Asterias rubens (European starfish), 1133 nucleotides. RefSeq names its product protein Hikeshi-like. Gene Ontology annotation, molecular function: nuclear import signal receptor activity; Hsp70 protein binding. The record is from RefSeq and is a predicted model, not a curated record. The transcript has 5 exons. Gene Ontology annotation, cellular component: nucleus; cytosol. Gene Ontology annotation, biological process: protein import into nucleus. The coding region runs from base 294 to 1028 and encodes 244 amino acids. NCBI's taxonomy places the organism in Eukaryota, Metazoa, Echinodermata, Asteroidea, Forcipulatida, Asteriidae.